AUGGGACAUGCCAGCCGCUCAUCUUCUUUCACGAGGAAUCUAGAGUGUGCCAUCAUUUCGAUUGCCAAAUGCCUCGUUCGGCAGCCUGUUGUGGAAUUGCCUUUGCGAGUACAGGCAUACAACCGAAACAAUGCUCACAAGUUGAGUAUUUGCAGUGGUGAUACGCAUGAGUCAGAUGUGGAGCUACUUCUGUCAAAAUUCAACAACGAUUGGGCAAUUCCAAUCAGAUCCUUUGCUGGCCACCUUACCCACUUUUGCCCUCCUGGAUGUUGCUCUAGCCAAAAGGAGACAUAUCACAAGGGGGUUGCUGCUCUUCGGGCAACGAUUGGUACGUUCUUCGAUUGUCCCUUGCUCUACAGGUGGAAGCAUUGGAGUCCAGCAGUUAAAUUCUGCCUUCGCAACAUGUGCUUUCACAACAUCUUGGUGUAUGUUUGGCAAGCAUGCAUGGGCGGGACAGCAAGCUCAGAGGAUUUGAGCGCCAUACUGGACAUCGACUCGGCUGAUCUAGCCCCUGCGGAAAAGCAAAAAGUGCGCAUGAGCAAAGCUUACAUGCUUCUGACAGAGGGGGAGAUUGUUGCCAAAUUGGCAAAGGCAGUUGUGUUGACGCGCCCCAUUGCGAACUAUAUGGAUACUCUGUCAUUGAUUGAGACUUUGCGCCACAGAAUGCGACUGAAAGAUGCAAACCUCCUCCCACCUACUAGUACAUGCACGGGUACAAAUCAGGACUUGGUCAGCGCCAACAUGCGCAUCCUCGCGGGUCAAACUGGGUUGGAUGUCCUCCACGAGUAUUUCUCCAUGCUUCAAGCGCCGUGUGAUUUAGUGUGGUCUCCAGACUUUGGGCUGAGCCAAGAUGAUUGCUUGGGUGAUGUGGUUAUGGCAAUGUGUGAUUGCUAUCGGCGACUAGUGAUGCCCUUUGAGAGCUGUCCCUGGCAGUUGUUCAAGAUCGUUGACAUGAGCAGCGAGCAAGGCCUGCCGUAUCUCCAUGGGCUUGGCUUGAGAUCCAGCCAUUGCAGAAAGUGCUGCGAUCCUUCCUUUACAGAAGUUUUGCUCACCUACAUCUUUCAUCAAAACGGUCCUUCUGGAGAUGCCCGUAUGCGCUUUGAAGAAGUGAAGGCAUUUGUUGUUGAUCUCUUGACUCAAAUACCGGCAUCAAGUGUGGAAGUGGAAAAACAUCAUGCUAAUUGCCAAGUAGAUUGCGCUGUACAUCGCUACAACGCCAAGCGUGCUCCAACUAUUCAGGCAAACUCAUUGAUUAUGUCAGCAAUGUUGGAACACCAAGCUUUAAAACAGGCAGCUGAAGGAUGCGCUUUUGGCAAGGCAGCUGGAAGG
Durusdinium trenchii is the source of this 1329-nucleotide messenger RNA. NCBI's taxonomy places the organism in Eukaryota, Dinophyceae, Suessiales, Symbiodiniaceae. The record is from the annotation of a GenBank genome assembly.